Messenger RNA from Fusarium venenatum, 1956 nucleotides. NCBI's taxonomy places the organism in Eukaryota, Fungi, Ascomycota, Sordariomycetes, Hypocreales, Nectriaceae. The record is from RefSeq and is a predicted model, not a curated record.
AUGCCGCCUCUGCCUGACAGUCAGACACAGCGUCUUUCGACCCCUCCGUCUUUACCUCAGAGAAAAUCUGUCGCUUGUCGACCCUGUCACGCCCGCAAAAUUAAAUGUUCGGGAACCAAACCAUGCAACAACUGUAACCGCGCAUCGGAAUGCGUCUACCCAACAAGAGAUCGUCAAGUCAAAGUACAACAAAGUUUCAUCGAUCGUCUCCUUCAAGAGAAUGCAGAGCUACGGGCUAGACAGACCCAAUCCGAGUCGCCGCAGGCUAGGAACGUAAACACACCCUGGCACCAUAGUCCGACGCCCAACAACGAUGGCAAUACUACCCAGGAUCAGAUAUUAGAGGAAAGUGAUUGGUUCACACACACCAGGUCAUCCGACACGCCCAUCUGGAUAGGCGAGAUCUCGGACGCUGCAUUUGCGACUCGCUUCCGCCAGUUUGCUUCGGCUUCUCAAAUACCAAACCACAUUCCUCGCACCCAGUUCACUUCCGAAGAUACUCUUCGUGAUCUGGCAGCCACAACUCCAAUUUGGUUGCCAUCUGCGCACUCCAGGUUUCUAGUCGAGACAAGCCUCGAGUUCUUACGGCACAAUUAUCAUAUAGUUCGACGGAGUGAGGUGCUUUCGGCCUUGGACUCGAUCCCGUUUGGUCAACAUAGCCUUGGUCCGCCUUCCAGCGUUGUAGCCAAGAUCUGGGCUUUAUUUGCAAUCGGGGAACUUCGCUCGAGAAAAUGUCUCAGUUCAAGCAAUGGGCUCCCUGGCAUGACACACUUUGCUAUUGCCAGCGAGACAAUUCGUCUGAUUAACGAGCGACCACAGCUUGAUAUGAUCGAGACGAUUUUACUUCUACUAGAACUGGCUUUGUACUCACUCGAGGCAAACCGCCGUCAUUCAGCAUGCACUUAUGUGGGUGCAGCCUUACGUCUUGCUACCAUUAUGGGCUUGCACAUGAAUAUCGGCGAUACCUACAUACCUGAUCCUGAACUCAGGGAACACCGCAUACGCGUUUGGUGGUCUGUUUAUAUCCUCGAUAGGCUUCUGUCCUCCAAGACUGGACUUCCACUAUCGAUAUCGGAUGAUGACAUCUCAGUAAAUCUACCUUCGGACGUGUCCACUCUCAACUCGAAGGACUUUGGAGACCACUCUCGCUUUGUGGCCGUUUUGCGCCUCGCUAGAAUUGCUGGAGACAUCUCUAGGUCUCUUUAUGUUCGGACUCCCCAACGGUGUACAUUCCUCCAAAGGGUGGCAAAGAUUCGAGAAGAUCUUGAGUUGUGGCGAGGAGAACUACCUGAAAACAUAAAGCUUAAUUCUCAUCAUCAAAGUAACACCAGCCUCCACCCUCAGUCCAAAACCUCGACGCUGCAACUCGCGUAUAAUCAGCUCUUGGUUCUAGCAACGAGACCAGUUCUCCUCUACAUAUUUCGCCGACACAUAGGCAAAGCUAUUACGACGUCUACUGAUAGCCGUCUGCCCGAACAAGUUGGAGAUGUUGCUGAUUCCUGGGUAAAUGGUGAAUUCCACAUAUUCGACUACUCCUACGUACGGUACCUCUUCUCCUCGGCGAUUAUUUUGGCUAUAUCAAGCACGUUGGACCGGGAAUCCUCUCCGAACGAUAAGGAUGAAUUCAAUCUCGCCAUUAGCUUUCUACAACAGCUCGAACAAAACGGAAACCCUGCAGCUAUGGAGUUCUAUGCUCAUAUCGACGAGACCCGAAAAAGUCUGGAGACGCGACUUUCAGUCGAUGACUGUUUGAACACGCUACCUACAUGCGAAGAUGGCGGAUCGCAGCUCCCAACACAGGCUUUUCCCUCUUCCUUGGACGACCAGUCAUUGACCACAGCGAUUAGAUCUACUGUCAGUGGACCUCAUGGGGUAGAUGAAUCACCAUUAACCGUUUCGUUUCUUGAUGAUUGGAUUUAUGAUAAUGCACUUCAACAACUGCGGUGGCAAGAGUAG